This is a messenger RNA of Solanum verrucosum, 1161 nucleotides long. Its product is annotated as F-box/kelch-repeat protein At1g80440-like. Gene Ontology annotation, molecular function: protein binding. The record is from RefSeq and is a predicted model, not a curated record. Bases 1 to 1161 code for a protein of 386 amino acids. The transcript has 2 exons. Lineage: Eukaryota; Viridiplantae; Streptophyta; Magnoliopsida; Solanales; Solanaceae. Gene Ontology annotation, biological process: negative regulation of cytokinin-activated signaling pathway; regulation of phenylpropanoid metabolic process.
AUGUCGUGGCACGUGACAAUCGCAAGAACUUGUACGCGUUAUAUGCCUCGAGCUAGAGCCAUGGACCUGAUCCCGGGGAUACCUAAUGAAAUAGCUCUUGAAUGUCUCAUACGUCUCCCUGUUGAUCAAUUUUCUAAAGCAGCUUCAGUAUGCAAAAAAUGGAACGGCGAGAUCAUGUUGCCGGAGUUUCGCCGCCUGCGGAAAGUUUCCGGGUUGACCCGAACCGUUUUAGCCAUGGUACAAUCUAUGGUUGCUACUGUGAAAAAACCAGAGGGUGAUACUGUACUUUUUUCUACUCAGGUUUACCGGCUCUCUGUAUGUGACCCGGAAAACGGCUCCUGGUAUGAUUUGCCGCCGAUACCGGAGUUGAUUGAUGGAUUGCCGAGGUUUUGCCGGAUUGUUGGAGUCGGGUCGGAUUUAGUAGUGAUUGGCGGGUGUGACCCGGAUACUUGGCGGGUUAUGGACUCUGUUUUCGUUUACAAUUUCAUAUCCGGGUCAUGGCGUCGUGGGGCGGAUAUGCCAGGUCAGCAGAGGUCGUUCUUCGGAUGUGCAUCGGAUUCCGAUAGAAUGAUCGUCGUCGCCGGUGGCCACGAUGACGAAAAGAAUGCUAUGAAAUCGGCACUCUCAUACGACGUCGUUAAAGACGAGUGGAUUACACUUCCUGACAUGGUCAUGGAGAGAGACGAAUGUAAGGUUGUAUUUCACAAAGGUAAAUUCCACGUCAUCGGCGGUUAUCCUACGUGGGCGCAAGGUCACUUCGAGAAUGAUGCUGAGGUGUUCGACACCGCCACGUGGCAGUGGCGACUGGAAGAUGACUUCUUGAGUGUGAUCAACACUUCUCCUCAUAGUUGCAUUGAAGGUGAUGAUGGGAGAUUAUACAUGUGCCGAGGCGGUGACGUGGCAGUGAAGGAAGAUCCUACGUGGCAGAAGCUGGCGGGGUUGCCAGCAGGGAUUACUAGCGUGGCAUAUUUGACAGCGUGUCAAGGGAAGUUGAUAUUGGUGGGAAGGGGCCAAUUAGAUGAACUAUAUAGUAUUUAUGCUUUGGAUUUGGAUUUGGAUUUGGAUGUGGAGAGUGAUGGCAAAGUGAAAAAAUGGACAAAAGUAGAAACUUCUGAUGAAUAUAGUGGUCAUGUUCAGUAUGGUUGUUGUUUGGAAAUAUGA